Messenger RNA from Funneliformis geosporum, 558 nucleotides. Lineage: Eukaryota; Fungi; Glomeromycota; Glomeromycetes; Glomerales; Glomeraceae. The record is from the annotation of a GenBank genome assembly.
AUGACUAUCGUUAAUCGUAUUUUAAUUGUUCCGGAAAACGUUCAAGUAAAUAUUAAAGAGCCAGCCCAAAAAAUCGAAAUUAGUGGUUCCCGGGGUAAAUUAGAACUAAAAAUCUUUCCGGAAGUAAAGAUAAUUCAAGAAGGCAACCAAAUAUUUACUAAGCCGAUAGACACUAAAAGAAGUUCAGUGGCGCGCAAAGCAUACGCUCUAACGGGAACCAUGAAUUCUUUAAUUUAUAAUGCCAUGGAAGGAGUAAAAAAUGGACACACUAGAAAACUAGUAGUUAAAGGAGUAGGCUAUAAAGUAUUAAUAAAAGGUAAAGAAUUAGAAUUCACUUUGGGUAAAUCGCAUCUUGACCGAUUGGUUGUUCCCGCCGAUUUAGAGACCAAAUGUCCGGACAAUACGCAAAUAAUUAUUCAAGGAGUAGAUAAAGAAAAAGUUGGUCAAUUUGCUGCUCAAACCAGAAGGCUACGUCGACAUCGACCUUAUAAAUUAAAAGGAAUUUAUUAUACAGAAGAAAAAAUUAAAUUGAAAGCUGGAAAAACGGUCAAUAAGUAG